ACUCAUAUCAAUUCACACAUAUCCAUAUGUGAACAACCAACAAAGCGGCAAUAAAAUGCACCACCACUUCAUUCUUUACAUCCCCCAACGCCCAAACUAGCGCUCAUAUAUAGAUACACGUAUACAUAUAUUAUAAUGGACGGCGGUCAUAUGAACGGCAUGACCGACAUGCCACCAUCACCAACAACCACCAACCAAACACAACCGAUGCACCACCACACCAUGAUGCACAUGACCUUUUUCUGGGGCAAAAACGGUGAAAUAUUAUUCUCGGGUUGGCCCGGAACCAGUUCGGGUAUGUACGCUUUGGUUCUUAUAUUCGUCUUUCUUCUUGCGUUCCUUGUAGAGUUUUUGUCUCAUACAAAUCUUGCCCGUAAUGGGUCGGGUCGGGUCACGGUGGGUUUGCUCCAGACGUUGAUUCAUACUAUCCGGGCUGCGCUGGCUUAUAUGGUGAUGUUGGCUGUGAUGUCGUUUAAUGGGGGUGUGUUUUUGAUGGCGGUUGCUGGUCACGCGCUUGGGUUUUUAGUGUUUGGUUCGUCGGUUUUUAAGAGACAACCGCCGCCGCCGCUGUCGUCGAUGGUCGGAGAUAAGAGUUCGGAUCAGUCUCCGAUGAUUUCUGCUUGAUUAUGUAAUUUUUGUCUUUUAACCACCGCUAAAAUGGCCGUCUAGCUGUCGUACCAUAUACUCCGUAUUUCUUUUGAAAUUACAUUUUUUUUUUUAUGUAAUUGUUGUCUUACAUUUUUUGUAUUGAAAGAUUAAGCUAGUUUCUUUA
This is a messenger RNA of Erigeron canadensis, 772 nucleotides long. RefSeq names its product copper transporter 6-like. Gene Ontology annotation, cellular component: plasma membrane. Gene Ontology annotation, molecular function: copper ion transmembrane transporter activity. Gene Ontology annotation, biological process: copper ion transmembrane transport; intracellular copper ion homeostasis. Bases 136 to 624 code for a protein of 162 amino acids. The record is from RefSeq and is a predicted model, not a curated record. The transcript has a single exon. NCBI's taxonomy places the organism in Eukaryota, Viridiplantae, Streptophyta, Magnoliopsida, Asterales, Asteraceae.